AUGUUUUCAGCCGGUUCAAUCUGGAAAAUACACGUCGUUUUGGCCAUGAUUGCCCUCAUCAGCCUACCAGCCGCUGAGCUUGCCGAAGUCCAACGACAUGCCCUUUCACGAAGAAAAAAAGCUGAUAAACCACCACUAAUGGUCGGUGUCCCAGUCGAGAAUAUUCGCUGUGGUGACAGCUGGAAAGCUGCGCCAAUACCAGAUAGCCCGAAGCUACAAGGUGACCAAAUCGCUUGCAGAGGAUGCGAUGGUGUGGGUUACUUUUGCCCGUCGAAUACAUGUAAAUAUGGGAGCUUAAAAAUCGACGACGUCCCGCAUGGCUACUCUCUUUCAGACUGGCGCUUUGAAAAAUGCACACGGUACCCCAAUCCUAAGGAGAUAGACCCCACAACUCGAAAUCCCCCACUACCAUUUGAAGUGAAAAAAUUGUAUCCAAUUUCAAUCUGGGCCCACAAUAAAGCCGGAUACAUGGUGGUCAGGGGUUGGGACGAAGAAAAAACUCCACCAGACCAAACAACACGUAAUUACAUCUGUAAAUGGAAAAACUUCAAGGACAUUAAUAACCAAAGACCUGCAUGCCGUAGAUGCAUCCGCGGCGACUUCAAAGAAGAUGAUGAACCAAAAAUCAUUCUGCAGAAGUAG
This is a messenger RNA of Puccinia triticina, 642 nucleotides long. RefSeq lists its product as uncharacterized. The transcript is spliced from 5 exons. The coding region runs from base 1 to 642 and encodes 213 amino acids. The record is from RefSeq and is a predicted model, not a curated record. Lineage: Eukaryota; Fungi; Basidiomycota; Pucciniomycetes; Pucciniales; Pucciniaceae.